Messenger RNA from Aspergillus wentii DTO 134E9, 1294 nucleotides. RefSeq lists its product as uncharacterized. Gene Ontology annotation, cellular component: membrane. The transcript has 2 exons. Gene Ontology annotation, biological process: transmembrane transport. Bases 310 to 1224 code for a protein of 304 amino acids. NCBI's taxonomy places the organism in Eukaryota, Fungi, Ascomycota, Eurotiomycetes, Eurotiales, Aspergillaceae. Gene Ontology annotation, molecular function: channel activity. The record is from RefSeq and is a predicted model, not a curated record.
UUUCUGCCUUCUUAUCGCAGCUCCACUUUUCCCCGUUUCGGAUCUUGCAGCUUUUCGGAUUGCCGAUGUUCCUUCUCGGGCGACUGACUCGUGGUCACUGGUAUGCUGUGUGUGACGAAUAGCUGAAAUGCUGCGCAAACUCUGGCUAUGCAAACUUCCGUAACUGCGAAACAAACGGCUGUCGUAUCCACUCUCUUUCCGGGUCUUUCCUUAAGCCGCAUAUACAAAGGUGAAUAUGUCGCGUGAAAACGGAAAUGUAGCCUUACGUCUUUUCUUUUUUUCAUCUCAUUCAGCUCUGUCUGCUCAGCCAUGGUCGUCAUCUCGGGCCUCCCCGAAUACGAAAGCCAUGAACGCCAACCCAGCGUGUCUCCGGCCAUUCCCCCCUUUGCGGGCAGACUGGGCGGGCCCCAGGAAUACUUUGAUCGUAACGAUCCCCGGAAUUCGAAGCUGUUGAAGAAGGUUCCCGAUGCGGCGCCCAGUAUGCAUCUGUCUGAGGUUUUUGAUCUGCGUGGCUUUAAGAGUAUGGAUUUGUGGAAGUUUGCGGUGUUGGAGUGCAUUGGCAGCAUGAUGAACACCUUCAUCACCUCCUGGGUAACAAUCCACGCCCCCUCCACCCUCGCAGCCCCCAAAACUGAAGCCGGCAUCUACCACACCGUCACCUUCUUCUCCCCCCUCUUCGGCGGCAUCACCAACCUCCUCCUCAUCCCGCUGCUCAUCUACACCUUCUCCCCCUCCAGCGGCGGCCACAUCAGUCCCACCAUCACCAUGGCCACCUUUUUUGCCCGUAUGAUUUCCUUCCCGCGCAUGGUGCUCUAUCUAGCCGGGCAGACGUUCGGCGGUGCGCUCGCUGGCUGGGCCAUGCGGACUGCGUACGGGAGUCGCGAGUUCACCGUCGGCGGGUGCUAUUUCGACACCGACGUCGUGCCGGUGAAAGAUGCCCUGGUGAUUGAGUUUAUGAGUUGUUUGAUUCUCGUGUAUGUGGAGUUUGGGGUUGCGUUGGAUCCGCGCCAGGCGAGGCUGUUUGGCCAUGCGGCGUCGCCGUGGUUGGUGGGCAUUGUGCUGGGGAUUGUCAGUUGGGGGUCGGCGUUUACGAGAGAGGGCUAUAUCGGGGCCAGUGUCAAUCCGGCGCGCUGUUUUGGUGUUUAUGUCGCGACCGGCUUUCCGGGGUAUCAUUGGAUUCAUUGGGUGAGUUUUCUGCUUCAUAUCUUAUAUUGUAUGAGAUGAUGCUAACAUAGUAAUCAGGUUGGUCCGUUGGCUGCUUCUAUCGGACAUGGCUUGAUCUACUAUCUAGAUC